Coregonus sp. 'balchen' is the source of this 14628-nucleotide messenger RNA. The record is from the annotation of a GenBank genome assembly. Lineage: Eukaryota; Metazoa; Chordata; Actinopteri; Salmoniformes; Salmonidae.
AUGGUGGCCCUUUAUGCUGAAGAGAUUGCUGCCCUGCAGCCGCUGGAUCACUCUGCUGCCCUCAAUUGUAGAAAAGUUUAACUUUUGUGACCUAAAGCUGUCGUUGUCACAAUAGGCAAGGACGUGCUGUCCUGUUUAAUCAAUGGUGCAGCAAAAAUGUUUUGCAAGAAGGUGAAAGUAGGUUUUUCCUAGAUUCAAAAAUGUUCUCUCUCCCUUCUCAAUGGUGUGUAAGGGAUGAGGUGAGGAUCAGAAGUGGGCUGCUGAGAUUGCAGAUGUGAAGAACCACUGCAAGCUGCUGGAGAAGGUGACCUUGGGAUAUGAAGACGCUGUGGAGGAGCUAAAAGCCACCACGCAACGGAGUGCUCCUUUGACCAUUACCACUUCACAAUCACAUGAAAUCAGCAUUGUUGUUUUUAACUGCUUUUGCUGAGAUUCAUUUGCAUAGCUUCAUUUUACGGGAAAAGCCUGACACGGAAACGCAAAUGUUUUUCUUCACAGGUACCAGAUUGUGCUGCAAGAAAGAGGAGCGGCAGACUGUGGUGAACAACAUAGCCAGUGUGCUCAUCGCGGCUAUCAACCACUUGUCCAUUGUGGAGGUCAGUCCUAUAUGGCCGUUUGUAACAGUCUCGUCCCUAACAUUAAUUCAAGGCCUCGUUCCUUCAUACAGUGACUUUAGUUAAUUUUUUUGGGCCACUGAUCCUGAAUGUGUGUUUUGUGUUUUUUACCCUUUUCCAGAAAUUCAUGGAAUACCAAUUUAAUAGUGUCUCGAGUCUACAGGAAAGCCCUCCAGGAGGAUGAUCCGGACCUUCUAAAGGAAAUGGUGGAAAGCUUAGUCGCUAAAGCCAACCUGUGCUGAGUGAUUGUUAACCUUACCCUGUAUUAAUAUUCAUGUUGUGUAAAUAAAUAUUAUGUACUACAUUUGUAAAAAAUAAAAUAAAAAGUAUAAAAACCACUAGCAUUAAUUGUUAACAUUUUUUAUGCCCUAAUGAACAUGACCCUGGAGGCCUACAUACAGUAUUUCAGUCAAGUGAUUCUGUCUCAUUCCAAUCGUCUCUUAGCCAACAUGCCACGCUUUGACCGUUAUAAUUCACAAUUAUUAUUGUAUGCACAAGGCAGUAGCAUUACCUGUUCCAGUAAACGGAGUCUAAAUACCUUUUCCCGUAAGUGAUGUCAAUCUAUACUGCCAAUCUAAAUGCCGUAAGCGAUGUCAAUCUAAAUCCGAGGCGGUUGGUAAUGGGAGGACGGCUCAUAAUAAUGAAUGGAAUUAUAUCUAACACUUGGAAACCAGGUGUUGUGUUUGAGACAAUGCCGUUACUAUGAGCCCAUCCUCCCCAUUUUAAGUUCCACCAGCCACCACUGAUCUAAAUGCCAUACAAUCAGUUGCUUGCCAACAACGUACUCUGCAACAAUUCAUUUGAAACCUAACAUUCUUAGCUUGACAAGGAAGUAACCGCAACCAUGCCGCACCCUUUCCCGUCAAUCUAGACUCAAGUGAAUACCAGUAUCUAAUGGCUGUUCGUGACUUGGGUUGGCUUUCACCUGAAAAUGCCUUUGAGUUACAGUUGCACAAUCCCAUGACGGACCGUCUCUUAUGUUUGUUGAUGUUAGAUGAGAAAAUGAAACAAUGUCCUUAAGAAUGCACAUUCAUUAAAAUGCAAUGCAUCAAGUUUCAUGACUGUAAUAAUAUGAUGUACCUCUAAUUCAGAGGAGUACGGUUAAAUGCGGAAGACACAUUUCAGUUGAAUGCAUUAGUUGUACAACUGACUAGGUAUCUCCUUUUCCCUAUAUAGCUGAUAAUGGUAUUUCUUGGUAUCACCUUGAAUUGAAAAAAGUGACACUUUGAAAGUCAUAACACAAUCAUUCCUACUGUCAUAGUAUAGGGUGCAUACUGUGCCUUCAGAAAGUAUGCAUACCCUUUGACUUAGUCCACAUUUUGUUGUUACUCCCUGAAUUCAGAAUUGAUACCAAAAAAAUAAUCCUCACCCAUCUACACACAAUACCCCAUAAUGGCAAAGUGAAAACAUUUUAGCAAAUGUAUUCAAAAUGAAAUACAGAAAUAUCUCAUUUACAUACAGUUGAAGUCGGAAGUUUACAUACACUUAGGUUGGAGUCAUUAAAACUCGUUUCUCAGCCACUCCACAAAUUUCUUGUUAACAAACUAUAGUUUUGGCAAGUUGGUUAGGACAUCUACUUUGUCCAUGACACAAGUAAUUUUUUCAACAAUUGUUUACUGACAGAUUAUUUCACUUAUAUUUCACUGUAUCACAAUUCCAGUGGGUCAGAAGUUUACAUACACUAAGUUGACUGUGCCUUUAAACAGCUUGGAAAAUUCCAGAAAAUGAUGCCAUGGAGGUGUACCUGUGGAUGUAUUUCAAGGCCUACCUUCAAACUCAGUGCCUCUUUGCUUGACAUCAUGGGGAAAUCAAAAGAAAUCAGCCAAGACCUCAGAAGAAAAAUUGUAGACCUCAACAAGUCUGGUUCAUCCUUGGGAGCAAUUUCCAAACGCCUGAAGGUACCACGUUCAUCUGUACAAACAAUAGUACGGAAGUAUAAACACCAUGGGACCACGCAGCCGUCACACCGCUCAGGAAGGAGACGCGUUCUGUCUCCUAGAGAUUAAUGUACUUUGGUGCGAAAAGUGCAAAUCAAUCCCAGAAAAACAGCAAAGGACCUUGUGAAAAUGCUAUAGGAAACAGGUACACAACUAUCUAUAUCCACAGUAAAACAAGUCCUAUAUCGACAUUUACAUACACAUUUUAGAAGACGCUCUUAUCCAGAGCGACGUACAGUUAGUGAGUGCAUACAUUUUCAUACUGGCCCCCCGUGGGAAUCGAACCCACAACCCUGGCGUUGCAAGCGCCAUGCUCUACCAACUGAGCUACACGGGGCCAGACAUAACCUGAAAGGCCGCUCAGCAAGGAAGAAGCCACUGCUCCAAAACCGCCAUAAAAAAGCCAGACUACGGUUUGCAACUGCACAUGGGGACAAAGAUCGUACUUUUUGGAGAAAUGUCCUCUGGUCUGAUGAAACAAAAAUGGAACUGUUUGGCCAUAAUGAACAUUGUUAUGUUUGCUGGAAGAAGGGGGAUGCUUGCAAGCCGAAGAACACCAUCACAACCGUGAAGAAUGGGGGUGGCAGCAUCAUGCUGUGGGGGUGCUUUGCUGCAGGAGGGACUGGUGCACUUCACAAAAUAGAUGGCAUCAUGAGGAAGGAAAAUUAUGUGGAUAUAUUGAAAUAACAUCUCAAGACAUCAGCCAGGAAUUUAAAACUUGGUCGCAAAUGGUUCUUCCAAAAGGACAAUGACCCCAAGCAUACUUCCAAAGUUGUGGCAAAAUGGCUUAAGAACAACAAAGUCAAGGUAUUGGAGUGGCCAUCACAAAGCCCUGACCUCAAUCCUAUAGAAAAUAUGUGGGCAGAACUGAAAAAGCGUAUACGAGCAAGGAGGCCUACAAACCUGACUCAGUUACACCAGCUCUGUCAGGAGGAAUGGGCCAAAAUUCACCCAACUUAUUGUGGGAAGCUUGUGGAAGGCUACCCAAAACAUUUGACCCAAGUUAAACAAUUUAAAGGCAAUGCUACCAAAUACUAAUUGAGUGUAUGUAAACUUCUGACCCACUGGGAAUGUGAUGAAAGAAAUAAAAGCUUAAAUAAAUCAUUCUCUCUACUAUUAUUCUGACAUUUCACAUUCUUAAAAUAAAGUGGUGAUCCUAACUGACCUAAGACAGGGAAUUUUUACUAGGAUUAAAUGUCAGGAAUUGUGAAAAACUGAGCUUAAAUGUAUUUGGAUAAGGUGUAUGUAAAGUUCCGACUUCAACUGUAAGUAUUCACACCUUUGAGUCAAUGCGUGUUACAAUCACCUUCGUCAGCGAUUACAGCUGAGUUUUUCUGGGUAAGUCUCUAAGAGCAUUGCACACCUGGAUUGUACAAUAUUUGCACAUUAUUCUUUAAAAAAUUCUUCAAGCUUUGUUAAGUUGGUUGUUGAUCGCAAAAUCUUGCUAUACAUUUUCAAUCUUAUUUAAGUCAGCUGUAACUAGGCCACUCAGGAAUAUUCAAUGCCGUCUUGGUAAGCAACUCCAGUGUAUAUUUGGCCUUGUGUUUUAGGUUAUUGUCCUGCUUAAAGGUGAAUUUGUCUCCCAGUGUCUGUUGGAAAGCAGACGGAACCAGGUUUUCCUCUAGGAUUUUGUCUGUGCUUAACUCUAUUCUGUUUCUUUUUAUCCCCCCAAAAACUUGCUAGUCCUUGCCGAUGACAAGCAUACCCAUAACAUGACACCAAGCUUGACACCAAGCUUGAAAAUUUGAAGAGUGGUACUCAGUGAUGUGUUGUGUUGGAUUUGCCCCAAACAUAAUGCAUUGCAUUCAGGACAUAAAGUUCAUUUCUUUGCCACAUUGUUUUGCAGUUUUACUUUAGUGCCUUUUUGCAAACAGGAUGCAUGUUUUUGAAUAUUUGUAUUCUGUACAGGCUUCCUUCUUUUCACUCUGUCAUUUAGGUUAGUAUUGUGAAGUAGCUACAUUGUUGUUGAUCCAUCCUCAGUUUUCUCCUACCACAGCCAUUAAACUCUGUAAUGGUUUUAAAGUCACAAUUGGCCUCAUGGUGAAAUCCCUGAGCGGUUUCCAUCCUUUCCGGCAACUGAGUUAGGAAGGAUGCCUGUAUCUUUGUUGUGACUGGGUGUAUUGAUACACCAUCUAAAGUGUCAUUUUUAUUUUUUAUUUUUUUUAUUUCACCUUUAUUUAACCAGGUAAGCCAGUUGAGAACAGGUUCUCAUUUACAACUGCGACCUGGCCAAGAUAAAGCAAAGUAGUGCAAUAAAAACAACACAGAGUUACAUAUGGGGUAAAAAAAAAAACAUAAAGUCAGAAAUACAACAGAAAAUAUAUAUACAGUGUGUGCAAAUGUAGCAAGUUAUGGAGGUAAGGCAAUAAAUAGGCUAUAGUGCAGAAUAAUUACAAUAGUAUUAACACUGGAAUGCUAGAUGUGCAAGAGAUUAUGUGCAAAUAGAGAUACUGGGGUGCAAAAGAGCAAAAUAAAUAACAAUAUAGGGAUGAGGUAGUUGGGUGGGCUAAUUUCAGAUGGGCUGUGUACAGGUGCAGUGAUCGGUAAGGUGCUCUGACAACUGAUGCUUAAAGUUAUUGAGGGAGAUAAGAGUCUCCAGCUUCAGAGAUUUUUGCAAUUCGUUCCAGUCAUUGGCAGCAGAGAACUGGAAGGAAUGGCGGCCAAAGGAGGUGUUGGCUUUGGGAAUGACCAGUGAGAUAUACCUGCUGGAGCGCAGGCUACGGGUGGGUGCUGCUAUGGUGACCAAUGAGCUAAGAUAAGGCGGGGAUUUGCCUAGCAGUGAUUUAUAGAUGGCCUGGAUUUGCCUAGCAGAUAAGGCGGGGAUUUGCCUAGCAGUGAUUUAUAGAUGGCCAUUAAUACAUUCACCAUGCUCAAAGGGAUAUUCAAUGUCUGCUUUUUGUUUUGUUUUUUUGUCUGUAACACAACAAAAUGGGGGAAAAGUAAAGGGGUGUGAUUACUUUUCUGAAGGCCUCAUGUCAAGACAAAAGUUAUUCUCGACAUACAUGUUUUGUCAAAAUUACCAAUUGAAGAAUGCAGUGUAUAGACUAUACAGUGGCUUGCCAAAGUAUUCACGCCCCCAUUUGUAUCAAAUGAUACAAAUGGGGGGUUUGUAUCAUUUGAUUUACACAACAUGCCUACCACUUUGAAGAUGCAAAAUAUUUUUUAUUGUGAAACAAACAAGAAAUAAGACAAAAAAACAGAACUUGAGCGUGCAUAACUAUUCGCCCACCCAAAGUCAAUACUUUGUAGAGCCACCUUUUGCAGCAAUUACAGCUGCAAGUCUCUUGGGGUAUGUCUCUAUAAGCUUGGCACAUCUAGCCACUGGGAUUGUUGACCAUUCUUCAAGGCAAAACUGCUCCAGCUCCUUCAAGUUGGAUGGGUUCCGCUGGUGUACAGCAAUCUCAUACCACAGAUUCUCAAUUGGAUUGAGGUCUGGGCUUUGACUAGGCCAUUCCAAGACAUUUAAAUGUUUCCCCUUAAACCACUUGAGUGUUGCUUUAGCAGUAUGCUUAGGGUCACUGUCCUGCCGGAAGGUGAACCUUCGUCCCAGUCUCAAAUCUCUGGAAGACUGAAACAGGUUUCCCACAAGAAUUUCCCUGUAUUUAGCGCGAUCCAUCAUUCCUUCAAUUCUGACCAGUUUCCCAGUCCCUGCUGAUGGAAAACAUCCCCACAGCAUGAUGCUGCCACCACCAUGCUUCACUGUGGGGAUGGUGUUCUCGGGUUGAUGAGAGGUGUUGGGUUUGCGCCAGACAUAGUGUUUUCCUUGAUGGCCAAAAAGCUCAAUUUUACUUUCAUCUGACCACAGUACCUUCUUCCAUAUGUUUGGGGAGUCUCCCACAUGACUUUUGGCGAACACCAAACGUGUUUGCUUAUUUUUUCUUUAAGCAAUGGCUUUUUUCUGGCCACUUCCAUAAAGCCCAGCUCUGUAUACGGCUUAAAGUGGUCCUAUGGACAGACACUCCAAUCUCCGCUGUGGCGCUUUGCAGCUCCUUCAGGGUUAUCUUUGGUCUCUUUGUUGCCUCUCUGAUUAAUGCCCUCCUUGCCUGGUCCGUGAGUUUUGGUGGGCGGCCCUCUCUUGGCAGGUUUGUUGUGGUGCCAUAUUCUUUCCCUUUUUUAAUAAUGGAUUUAAUGGUGCUCUGUGGGAUGUUCAAAGUUUCUGAUAUUUUUUAUAACCCAACCCUGAUCUGUACUUCUCCACAACUUUGUCUCUGACCUGUUUGGAGAGGUCCUAGGUCUUCAUGCUGCCGCUUGCUUGGUGGUGCCCCUUGCUUAGUGGUGUUGCAGGUGUAUAUAUACUGAGAUCAUGUGACAGAUCAUGUGACACUUAGAUUGCACACAGGUGGACUUUAUUUAACUAAUUAUGUGACCUCUGAAGGUAAUUGGUUGCACCAGAUCUUAUUUAGGGGCUUCAUAGCAAAGGGGGUGAAUACAUAUGCACGCACCACUUUUCCGUUAUUAAUUAUUUGAAUUCUUUGAAACACGUUAUUUUUUAAAUUUCACCAAUAAGGACUAUUUUGUGUAUAUCCAUUACAUGAAAUCCAAAUAAAAAUCUAUUUAAAUUACAGGUUGCAAUGCAACAAAAUAGGAAAAACACCAAGGGGGAUGAAUAAUACAAAUAAUAAAAAUAAUAUGCCUUUUAGCAGACACUUUUAUCCAAAGCGACUUACAGUCAAGCGUGCAUACAUUUUCACGUAUAGGUGGUCCAAGGGAUCGAACCCACUAACCUGGCGUUACAAGCGCCAUGCUCUACCAAUUGAGCUACAGAGGACCAUGAAUAAUUUUGCAUUUCUGUAUUUCUAGCAGAGGAGGCUGGUGGGAGGAGCUAUAGGAGGACGGGCACAUUGUAAUGGCUGGAAUGGAGUAAAUGGAACGAAGUCAAACGUGGUUUCCAUAUGUUUGAUGUUCCAUUUAUUAUUUUCCGUUCCAUUUAUACGAUUCCAGCCAUCACAAUGAGCCCAUCCUCCUAUAGCUCCUCCCACCAGCCUCUUCUGAUUUCUAGACAUCAUAUCAACAGUAGGGCUAUAAGAUUAGUUUAGAACUGAUAAGAAUAGAGGCACUGUAAGUGCUGUUAUUGUGAAGUGGAAACGUCUAGGAGCGACAACGGCUCAGCCGCGAAGUUGUAGGCCACACAAGCUCACAGAACGGGACUGCUCAGUUCUGUAGCGCGUAAAAAUCAUCUGUCCUCGGUUGCAACACUCACUACUGAGUUCCAAACUGCCUCUAGAAGCAACGUCCGUACAAGGUCUGUUCUUUGGGAGCUUCAUGAAAUGGGUUUCCUUGGCAGAGCAGCCGCACACAAGCCUAAGAUCACCAUGCGCAAUGCCAAGCGUCAGCUGGAGUGGUGUAAAGCUUGCCACCAUUGGACUGGAGCAGUGGAAACGCGUUCUCUGGAGUGAUUAAUCCCACUUCACCAUCUGGCAGUCUGGGUUUGGCGGAUGCCAGGAGAACCCUACCUGCCCGAAUGCAUAGUGCCAACUGUAAAGUUUGGUGGAGUAGGAAUAAUGGUCUGGGGCUGUUUUUCAUGGUUCAGGCUCCUUAGUUCCAGUGAAGGGAAAUCUUAACGCUACAGCAUACAAUGACAUUCUAGACUAUUCUGUGCUUCCAACUAUGUGGCAACAGUUUGGGGAAGGCCCUUUCCUGUUUCAGCAUGACGAUGCCCCCAUGCACAAAGCGAGGUCCAUACAGAAAUGGUUUGUCAAGAUCAGCGUGGAAGAACUUGACUGGCCUGCACAGAGCCCUGACCUCAACCCCAUCGAACACCUUUGGGAAGAAUUGGAACGCCGACUGCGAGCCAGGCCUAAUCGCCCAACAUCAGUGCCCGACCUCACUAAUGCUCUUGUGGCUGAAUGGACGCAAGUCCCCACAGCAAUGUUCCAACGUCUAGUGGAAAGCCUUCCCAGAAGAGUGGAGGCUGUUAUAGCAGCAAAGGGGGGACCAACUCCAUAUUAAUGCCCAUGAUUUUGGAAUGAGAUGUUCUACGAGCAUGUGUCCACAUACCUUUGGUCAUGUAGUAUAUUUAUAGCAGAGGAGGCUGGUGGGAGGAGCUAUAGGAGGACGGGCACAUUGUAAUGGCUGGAAUGGAGUAAAUGGAACGAAGUCAAACGUGGAUUCCAUAUGUUUGAUGUUCCAUUUAUUAUUUUCCGUUCCAUUUAUACGAUUCCAGCCAUCACAAUGAGCCCAUCCUCCUAUAGCUCCUCCCACCAGCCUCUUCUGAUUUCUAGACAUCAUAUCAACAGUAGGGCUAUAAGAUUAGUUUAGAAUUGAUAAGAAUAGAGGUGAGGAUGGGCAGACAGUCUCUAUACCUAACUCUGUUGUGGAUAGAAACAUUUGUACAAGCCAUUUACAGUGGGGGGAAAAAGUAUUUAGUCAGCCACCAAUUGUGCAGGUUCUCCCACUUAAAAAGAUGAGAGAGGCCUGUAAUUUUCAUCAUAGGUACACGUCAACUAUGACAGUCAAAAUGAGGAAAAAAAUUCCAGAAAAUCACAUUGUAGGAUUUUUUAUGAAUUUAUUUGCAAAUUAUGGUGGAAAAUAAGUAUUUGGUCAAUAACAAAAGUUUCUCAAUACUUUGUUAUAUACCCUUUGUUGGCAAUGACACAGGUCAAACGUUUCUGUACGUCUUCACAAGGUUUUCACACACUGUUGCAGGUAUUUUGGCCCAUUCCUCCAUGCAGAUCUCCUCUAGAGCAGUGAUGUUUUGGGGCUGUCGCUGGGCAACACGGACUUUCAACUCCCUCCAAAGAUUUUCUAUGGGGUUGAGAUCUGGAGACUGGCUAGGCCACUCCAGGACCUUGAAAUGCUUCUUACGAAGCCACUCCUUCGUUGCCCGGGCGGUGUGCUUGGGAUCAUUGUCAUGCUGAAAGACCUAGCCACGUUUCAUCUUCAAUGCCCUUGCUGAUGGAAGGAGGUUUUCACUCAAAAUCUCACGAUACAUGGCCCCAUUCAUUAUUUCCUUUACACAGAUCAGUCGUCCUGGUCCCUUUGCAGAAAAACAGCCCCAAAGCAUGAUGUUUCCACCCCCAUGCUUCACAGUAGGUAUGGUGUUCUUUGGAUGCAACUCAGCAUUCUUUGUCCUCCAAACACGACAAGUUUAGUUUUUACCAAAAAGUUCUAUUUUGGUUUCAUCUGACCAUAUGACAUUCUCCCAAUCCUCUUCUGGAUCAUCCAAAUGCACUCUAGCAAACUUCAGACGGGCCUGGACAUGUACUGGCUUAAGCAGGGGGACACGUCUGGCACUGUAGGAUUUGAGUCCCUGGCGGCGUAGUGUGUUACUGAUGGUAGGCUUUGUUACUUUGGUCCCAGCUCUCUGCAGGUCAUUCACUAGGUCCCCCCGUGUGGUUCUGGGAUUUUUGCUCACCGUUCUUGUGAUCAUUUUGACCCCACGGGGUGAGAUCUUGCGUGGAGCCCCAGAUCGAGGGAGAUUAUCAGUGGUCUUGUAUGUCUUCCAUUUCCUAAUAAUUGCUCCCACAGUUGAUUUCUUCAAACCAAGCUGCUUACCUAUUGCAGAUUCAGUCUUCCCAGCCUGGUGCAGGUCUACAAUUUUGUUUCUGGUGUCCUUUGACAGCUCUUUGGUCUUGGCCAUAAUGGAGUUUGGAGUGUGACUGUUUGAGGUUGUGGACAGGUGUCUUUUAUACUGAUAACAAGUUCAAACAGGUGCCAUUAAUACAGGUAACGAGUGGAGGACAGAGGAGCCUCUUAAAGAAGAAGUUACAGGUCUGUGAGAGCCAGAAAUCUUGCUUGUUUGUAGGUGACCAAAUACUUAUUUUCCACCAUAAUUUGCAAAUAAAUUCAUUAAAAAUCCUACAAUGUGAUUUUCUGGAGAAAAAAAAUCUCUACUUGUCUGUCAUAGUUGAGGUGUACCUAUGAUGAAAAUUACAGGCCGCUCUCAUCUUUUUAAGUGGGAGAACUUGCACAAUUGGUGGCUGACUAAAUACUUUUUUCCCCACUGUACUUUGGGCUAGUUCUUGGACUUCAAAUCAAAGCCAAUUACUCAUUAACUUUCAACAAACAACAAAACUUUACAAAUGUCAAGACACAGUUAGGUGUCAAGGCACAGGUAGUUCACUUCACUCAUCAAGCUGACAAGGUAAAACUGGAUGUUGUUUACCACGGUGACAGUCAGUUCCCAGUGGUCAGCUUGUUCCUGUUCCCUUUCUCAGCCUGCAUCUCAUUCAGACAUACAAUGCUGUUACGGCUGAUGGGUAGUCUGAACAGUCUGUGUCAGUGCUAUGCUGCUGCUGCUGCUUCCCUUGAGAGCAGAUGUGAUGUAUUUUUGUGUUUGUGUGACAAAGUGUACUGGCCUAUGUUGUGAUGUGAUUCAGUUGAGUAGCUUUAGGUAUAGAGAGAGAGAGCGAGAAAGAGAUGCCAAUCUAAGGGGAGGCCAUUGAGUUCUGCUAUAAUAGGUUUCAGCCAACCAGCACCAGACAAACAUAAACUAUUAAUAGAUGAAUAAUAAAUGUGAUAAUAAUAUACAUUAUUAAAACAUGUCUGAUUCUUCCCUCAAAUCAAUUUGUGUUUGUGAACAAGUAUUGUCCUAGACAAUUACAGUUUCAAGAUAUAAAUAUGUGCAGUUCAAUAGGGGGAAAAUAAAACAAACUAAAUGUCAAAACACAAAAACAAAAACAACAUGAAAAUGAAAAAGGACAAAACAAAAUAGAUUAAAGACAAAUAGUUUUCAGUAUUUCCAAAUUAAAACGGUCUAUUCAAAUUUCAUUCUCAACCAACCCAGAGCCUCAUAGGUAAACUGAGAAAAAGACAGAGCAGGGCAAUGCUAUCUCACAUUGUUGUUAAAUUAGCUCUUGCAAGUGGGAGAGAGCAUGUGACAAAUUUACCAGAGUUUUGGGCUUGGCCCCACGCAGUCUGGCAGUGGGUCUUUCCAGCUGCGCAAUAUCCAAGUACAUUAGCAACCAAAAUCUGCAAAGGGCAAUACCCGGUUCAAACCAACUCCUUAGAAUAGUUUUUUUGCCUACUGUUAAUGCAGCCAUAAAAAUCUGCCUCUUUUGAUAAGAUAACAAAAUGCUAGGGUUACAACCUAGCCGGAGGAGGGAUGGGCAAACAGGUAUGUUUCUGCCAAGAAUACAAUUUAAAACAAUAACAACAUGAACCCAAAUAGACUUCACCGGUACACAGCUCCAAAACAUAUGCAUAUAUUUGGCCACCUUAGAUUGGAUACAUUUAUUACAUAAAUCACUAUCCACAAGCUUCAUUUUGAACCUUCGCUCUGGGGUAAAAUAAAACCUUUGAGUAAAUUUGAAAUGAAUAAGUUGAUGGACAAGGCUCUUAGAAGAGGCAAAAAUAUUGCCCCAUAUCGUGGUCCAAUCCCAUUCAAACGCUGCACUUUGUAGGUAAUUCUCCCAGAUCUCCAUAACAGGUAUAUGUUUUAUAUUAUGAGUUACUAGCCUAUCAUAUAGUGAGGACACCACUGGACAUGAAAGUGAUUUCAAUAAAGCGUGGCAGUAUGGUUUGGUGUCCCAUGGUACACCGUAGGUUUUCAAUGCUGUACGAAUUAUGAGAUAAAAAAUAGAAAUAAAGAAAACAGGAAGAACCAUAUAGAGAUUAUGACUCUUUCAGAUCUUGAAAGGAACGAAGCCCUUGCAGGUUGAAGAUGUCCUUCAAAACAUGAACACCUUGCUUAGACCAAGGAGGGAAUGUAAAGGGCAUAAAGCCAGAUAAAAUAAAAUUGAUAUUCCAAAUAGGUGAUAACUUGUGAAAAUUGCAAGUUGUGCCCAGAUAAUUAUUGAUUUGGUACCAAACUGUAAAUUUAUUUUUUAUAAUAGAUCCCAUAAAAGAUUAGGACGUUUUUUGCUUUAUCAGAAGAAUUCUAAUUGGGUGAGACUUGGCCUCCUCUAUUUUCCACCAAGGCACAUCAGAUGAAGAGCCAAGAAAAAUAGUCAGUGACCUCAGCUGGAAUGCAUAGUAGAGUUUAAAGUUGGGUAAAGAGAUCCCUCCAAACUCUUUGAGGCGUUGUAAGGUGGAGAGACUAAUUCAAUUGAAAUUUCUCCCCAAAAUACUGUAUCUACAGACCCUUUCCCUUUUUCCAAAAUUUGUUACGUUACAUUUGUAAAAAAUUCUAAAAACCUGUUUUUGCUUUGUCAUUAUGGGGUAUUGUGUGUAGAUUGAUGAGGAAAAAAACUAUUUAAUCCAUUAUAGAAUAAGGCUGUAACACAACAAAAUGUAGAAAAAGUGAAGGGGUCUGAAUAAUUUCCGAAUGCACUGUAUGUCCUUAAAUAAUGAAGUUGGGGGAGGAAGAGAAAGCAUUGAAAACAAGAAAUUAAUGAUGUGCUUCCCUCUCUCCGUCCUUCCCUCCUUCUCUCUCAGUCCUUCUCCAACUGAAGCAGCUAGAGCAGCCAGUCUCCCACCCUACUAGGGCGUAUUCUUGGUCCGUCUUCUAUCAGUUCUUCAUCUGGUCAGUCUCCCACCCUACUAGGGUGUAUUCUUGGUCCCUCUUCUAUCAGUUCUUCAUCUGGUCAGUCUCCCACCCUACUAAAGCGUAUUUUUACACCUUUCCUAUCACCCCUCCUUCCACACCUCCUAUCACCCCUCCGAUCACCCGUCCUUCCACGCCUCCUAUCACCCCUCCUUCCACCUUUCCUACCACCCCUCCUUCCACCUUUGCGAUCACCCCUCCUAUCACCCCUCCUUCCACCUUUCUUAACACCCCUCCUUCCACCCGUCCUAUCACCCCUCCUUCCACCCCUCCUAUCACCCCUCCGAUCACCCCUCCUUCCACCCCUCCUAUCACCCUUCCUUCCACCUUCCCUAUCACCCCUCCUUCCACCUUUCCGAUCACCCCUCCUAUCACCCCUCCUUCCACCUUUUCUAACACCCCUCCUAUCACCCCUCCUUCCACCUUUCCGAUCACCCCUCCUUCCACCUUUCCUAACACCCCUCCUAUCACCCCUCCUUCCACUCCUCCUUCCACCCCUCCUCUACCAGUUCUUCAUCUAUAGUGCAGUGUCUCCCACCACCAUGCCGGCCAUAGUGAACCUGCUCUUCAACACGGUGUCCACCAACACCACCAUCUCCUUCUCCCUGGUGCUGCUCCUGGUCAGCAUCCUCUCCCUCCUGGUGGGGGUCGGGGGGUCAUCUGCUCAUGUGGCUAGUGCUGAUGUGUAAACUGCGGCGACGCUCCAAGCCCAGCUCCGUGCUGCUCCUCAACCUGAGCCUGGCCGACCUGUGCGCCCUGCUCACCCUGUCCUGCGUCCUGCCCAGCAACAGCUCCCAGGACUGCUAGGGGACGGUAUCUGUGUGCUGCUGGGCUUCGUCACCUCCCUGAUGGCCGGAGUGCAUUAUACAGUAUUUAGUCUGGAAGCCUUGUCGGUGCUCAGCUACCGCAUAGUGGCCCACCUGCUAAAACGCCCGCCAGCCCCACUGAAGUGUAAGUAUAGGAAUUAUGGAAUUACACUACUCAUCUACACUCAGUUGGAGCCCCCUCAGCUAUAUACCCUCCUCUCUCCCCCUUUCUCAGAGCCGGGAUCGUGGCAGUGAUCUCGCUAGUCUCUGUCACAAUCGCCAUUCCCCAGGUCACCUACAUCCAUUUUGACAGUGGUGUAUGUGGUCUGUGACUGGGUUCCCUGGUGCCAGCCUUCCUGGUCUACUACUUUGCUCCGCUCCUCUGCAACGCCCUCAACUGUGGCCUCAUCAUCAACCACCUCCAUCGCUGCCGGGGCACGCUGGCUGCAGACCGCCUCAACAAGAAGGCCACAGCGCUCCUGAUUGGGUCAACGCUGGUCUUCGCCAUCAACUGGCUGCCCUACUACGCCCUGGAGUUCAUCAACGUCAUGUCCCCCUACGUCAGCUCCACUGCCUUGCCUAUCAGCCAACAAUCCUUCAGGGGUGGAGGGGUCUCCCAUUGCGCUCCUCCUACAUCAACUCGUCCGCUUCCCCGACACGUAGCUGUCUCUCCUCUGGGAGGUGGCGUCUCUGUCGGACAUCUUGUUGGUGUGUUUGGCAUCCUGCCAUCACUGAGGACAUUUUGGGAAGCCUGCUCCCGCGUAUCACCCCCACGCGGCCACCAUGUUUUCCUCGCCCCCGGCCUCCUCCCAGCACACCUUGCAACUCAGGCUGAUCCAAUGAGAUGA